GCCAAUGUUACGAUUCUAAUGAGUGGUGAUCUAGACGACAGCGCCCCUCGCGUCCUGCGCGAUCCCAAACGCAAGGUCUUCCAGACCGGGGGCGUGGAUUCUUUCCUGCUGGCAAGCCCCGCCCCUUUAGGUAACCUGAAUCACAUCCGGGUCUGGCACGACAAUCGUGGGAAACAGCCCUCCUGGUAUCUGGCACGGAUCAUGGUCAAGGACCUGCGCCUAGACCGGACGUUUUACUUCAUGGCCGACCGGUGGCUGGCGGUGGAGGAAGACGACGGCAUGAUCGAGCGUGUCAUUCCAGUCGCUGGUAAGAGUGAGUUGACCAGCUUCGGCCACCUCUUCUACACUAAGACCCGACGCAACCUGAGCGACUCGCAUCUCUGGUUCUCCAUCUUUACCAGGCCGGUCAAGAGCAAGUUCACCAGGGUCCAGCGUGCCACGUGCUGCCUCUCCUUGCUCUUUUGCACCAUGAUGGCCAAUAUCUUCUUCUAUGGCGUGGACUUUGCAGACGUCUCCGGCACUCAGUUGGUGUACACCAUUGGACCAAUCAGCUUCACCUUUGGCCAGGUCGUCAUCGGGGUCAUCAGCAGCCUCAUGGUCCUGCCAAUCAACCUCAUUGUGGUUCAGCUCUUCAGGUUGUCCAGACCUAUCCCAUCAUGCACUAGUACCAGGAAGAAUCAGGCAAAAGUGGAUAAAUUCCGAAGAACGUCCUUUGAUAGCGAGCAGUCCAGUGCCACUAACGACCUAGAAAAUGAACUGGCUCGCAUGGAUGCCCAGGAGUCCAGCCGCAGCAUUCCCAGCAUCUCCCUCAAUGUGUACAGCCAGACAAGCCUGCAAUCGCAACCAAAGGCAGACCUCCUCGCUGAUCCCACUUCUGACACCGAAUCACCCCGGGAUGGCCAAACCUUCCGGCCAGUCCUGGGAUUCAAGAAAACCAGGCGGGUCAGGAAGGGUCUGGAGCUGCCCUGGCCACUCUGCUGCCUGGCCUGGCUGCUGGUGGUGGCCUCGGUUGCCGUGGCGUUCUGGUUGACCAUUGAGGUUGCCGGUCAGUUUGGCCGGACUAAAGCCACCGAGUGGCUGACCUCCAUGUGCUUCUCGUUGAUCCAGGACAUAUUCUUCACCCAGCCUUUCAAGGUGCUGCUUCUGGCCCUCUUUUUCUCUCUGGUUAUCCGCGACCCCGAGAAGGAGGAGAACAGCAACCUAGUGAUGGCGCCGCAUCUCCAAGAUGACGAGGAGUGGCUUCACGAUCGCAUGACGAUGGAAGAGCUGCAAGACCCGGCCAAGAAGGCUGAACUGAGGCAAAUUAAGGACCAGGCUUCGGCUAAGAACCUGGCUCCAUUGCACCCUGAGGAGCUGGCUGAAGCAAGAGACAUCAGAUUCAAAGAAAUAAAGAUGCACAAGAUAAUCCGGGAGAUUAUCUUUUAUCUCAUCUUCCUCAACGUCACCAUGCUCAUCUGCUUCGGAGACCGGGACCCUAACGUCUACUACGUCAACAAAUCUAUGACGGACAUGUUCGUCAAGGCUUCGUACAACGGCCGCUUACUGUUCACUAAGAUUCGUGGACGUGAUCAUUUCUGGAACUACACGGAGAAUGUUUUCCUUCCUUCCUUGUAUUCGUACAACUGGUACAAUGGUGACCCGGAUGAAAUUGGUCGCAGGGAGAAUUUCCUGGCCGAUAAUAACAUGCAUCUUAUUGGGAGGGUCAGAUUCCGACAGCUUCGAAUCCAGAAAGAUGCAUGCGCAACUCCUGAUGUGAUGCAGACCACGAUGAAAUCGCACGACUGCCGAGCACCCUAUAGUAUCAGUAACGAAGAUGCUACUAGCUAUGACAUCGGUUGGAAACCUCUCAAUGCAUCAGCUCUGCCAAACUAUGCCGACCGGUACGAAGCCUCAUGGAAGUACAACCACUGGUACGACGUUUCCUCGUUCCCGUACAACGGAAAGCACGCCUUCUAUAACGGUGGCGGCUACAUCAUCGAACUCGGCGACAGCUUGGCGGAAAACCUACAGAUCGUGGCCGACCUCCAGCGAGAUAUGUGGGUCGAUCAACACACGAGGGCGGUCUUCAUGGAGUUUGUGGUGUACAAUGUGAACAUCAACAUGUACGCAACAUCGUUUCUGCUGGUGGAGUUUCUACCCCAAGGAGGGGCUUUGCCCUUCCCCUACUUUUGGACCAUCCGACUCGACCGCUACAUCGGUGCCUUUGCCUACUUCGUGGUCGCCGGCCAGAUCAUCUACACGCUCUUCAUAGUCUUCUUCCUGUUCCGGGAGAUCAAAAACAUCUUCCGGGAGAAGCGGGCAUAUUUCGACAGCGUCUGGAACCUGUGCGAGGUCUGUAUUAUUGGGUUAGCGGUGGCAAGUAUCGUCUUCUAUCUCUACCGGAUGUUCGUUGGUUGGGACCUGAUGGAGCAAUGGCGGACGCAACCCAAGACGUUCCUGAACUUUCACUUUGUGGCCUACUGGGACCAGUUGUACGGCUACAUCUCAGGUUUCGUCCUCUUCCUGGUCAACGUCAAGUUCAUCCGUCUCCUUCGCUUCAACCGUCGCCUCCUUCUCUUCUCCAUGACGCUGCGACAAUGUGCCAAGGACCUGGCCUACUACUCAGUGGUCUUCGGCAUCGUCUUUGGCGCCUACGCCCUCUUUGCCUACGCCAUUUUCCACCUUCACUUGGAAGACUUCAGUACCUUUGUUGGGACACUUGAGACGCUGUUCUCAACAAUGUUGGGUAAAUUUGAUUUUCAAGACAUGAUAUCCGUGCACAGUUUCCUGGGUCCCGCCUUCUUCUUCACCUACGUGGUCAUCAUUGUCUUCAUCAUGAUCAACAUGUUUCUGUCUAUUAUCAUGGAGACAUUCGGGAAGGUGCGACACGACAAUGAAGCCAUAGAGAAUGAGCUGGAGAUUGUGGAAUUCAUGAUGCAGCGAUUCAAGCGAUGGAGCGGCUACUCUGAACGUCGACUCAUUAAACCGGUCCAGAAGGAGGAAUACAUUGAAGGCAUUGAUCCUAAAGAUGCAGAGAUGAGGUUGCUAAGGAACAAACUGACCACCAUGGUGGAUCGACUGAAUCUGUUCAUCCGAGCCGAGCGGGGAACACAGAAAUCCGACAGGCGGAUAUACCUCAGCAGCUAGAACAAAACUCCCAACCAAAACAUUGCCACCUUAGUUUGACCCUUACCUUACUCCCAGAUACAGUUUUACAGAAGGAAGCUUUCUAAAUUCUUCAAAAAAAGAGUAGCUUUUCUUAAACAUAAUAAUGCCUCACUCUUGAAAAUGGUAAAACCUCGAAAUUAUACUUUAACUUAAGCCUUGUAUUUAGUAACAGGGUUCGUGCUGCGCUUAAUACCUGCAGAUUUGUAAAAGAAUUUGUGUAGAAUAUUUUCUUAAUAUGUAUUGCAGUGAUCCGAAUGCACAUUGACAUAAACAUAAUGUGCGAUACUAAAUUAGAUAUAAUUGAGAGUUGAUAGACCCCUUGUAUCUGAAGUCACAUCUGAUGGCAGGUCUUUGUUCUCCUGUGAUACGCAUGAGCAGAUGAAUUGUAUUUCAUUACCACUCAAUUUAAAUGACGGGUCAUUUUCAGUUGAGGUAGAAAAGUGGUUUAAUCACUGGCCAUAGUAUGGCUAUUAGAAGUUCCUCUGCACCCCUUUACCUCCCCAACAAAGACAAUAGACCUUUAUCAUGCUGCCACCA
Molecule: messenger RNA, 3684 nt
Organism: Patiria miniata (bat star)
Lineage: Eukaryota; Metazoa; Echinodermata; Asteroidea; Valvatida; Asterinidae
Product: polycystic kidney disease protein 1-like 2
Exons: 14
Coding region: 19-3126 (1035 amino acids)
Biological process (GO): detection of mechanical stimulus
Cellular component (GO): membrane
Molecular function (GO): protein binding; calcium channel activity; calcium ion binding
Source: RefSeq, a predicted model, not a curated record